AUGGUCAAGGUCCUCUUCGAGACCGCCGUGGGCUUCUGCCUCUUCAACGUCUCGGAUUCGUCCAAACUCGAGGCCACCAAAAACCUUCACGAGUCGCUCGACUCUGCCGAAGGUGCUAGCAACCUCCUCAAGCUCUCUGCCAUCCACCGCUUCACCAACACCGCCGAGGCUGUCGAGGACAUCUCUGCCAUCAACGAGGGAAAGAUGAGCAAGAGUCUCAAGAAGUUCCUCACUGAUGAGAUCGUCGAAGGAAAGGGCAAGGAGAAGGAGAACCUCAUUGUUGCCGAAUCCAAGCUUGCUUCCAACAUUGCCAAGAAGCUCGGCAUACAGGUCACCUACGACAGCGAACUCCUCGACCUCUACCGUGGCAUCCGCGAGAACCUGGCCACCCUCCUCUCCUCGUCCUCGGACGAGACGUCGCUCGACCCUCGCGACCUCAACACCAUGAGCCUCGGUCUCUCGCACAGCUUGAGUCGCUACAAGCUUAAGUUCAGCCCGGACAAGGUCGACACCAUGGUCGUCCAAGCCAUCGGCCUGCUCGACGACCUCGACAAGGAGAUCAACAUUUACGCCAUGCGUGUCAAGGAGUGGUACGGAUGGCACUUCCCCGAGAUGGGCAAGAUCAUCACCGACAACCUCGCCUACGCCAAGGUCAUUCGCGCCAUGGGUUUCCGUACCAACGCCUCGGCUACCGACUUCAGUGAGAUCCUACCCGAAGAGAUCGAGGAGACGCUCAAGGCAGCCGCCGAGAUCUCGAUGGGUACCGAAAUCUCCGAGACCGACCUCGAGCACAUCUGGAGCCUCUCCGACCAGGUGAUCUCGAUCACUCAGUACCGCGCCCAACUCUACCAGUACCUUCAGAACCGUAUGGCUGCUAUCGCUCCCAACCUCACUGCCCUCGUCGGCGACCUCGUGGGCGCACGUCUAAUCAGCCACGCCGGCUCGCUCAUGAACCUUGCCAAGCACCCCGCUUCCACCGUUCAGAUUCUCGGUGCCGAGAAGGCGCUCUUCCGCGCUCUCAAGACCAAGCACGACACGCCCAAGUACGGUCUCAUCUACCACAGCUCACUCGUGGGCCAGGCGCCACAGAAGCUUAAGGGUAAGAUGGCGCGCAUGGUUGCGACCAAGGCUGCGCUCUCGAUUCGUCUGGAUGCGCUCGCCGAUGCCGAGACCAAGGGUGAGGAGGGUGUCCCUACCGUGGGUAUCGAGGCGCGCGCCAAGCUCGAGUCGCGCCUGCGUGCGCUCGAGAUGCAGAGUGGCCUGUCGGGCAUGCGCUCCGCAAGGAAUGCAGCGGGCGACCAGGGCUACAAGCAGAAGGGCUUCCAGAUGGAGGCUGGUGGCCGAUCGUACAACGCUGCUGCCGACGCUGCUGGUCCUAGCGACGUCGCGGCCGCCGCCCACUUGGCACCGUCUAUGCUCCCCUCGACACCGUCCAAGCCUUCCGCCGAGGACGUCGACGAGAAGAAGCUCUCCAAGGAAGAGCGAAAGGCGCUCAAGAAGGCGAGAAAGUCCGAGGUCGCUGCUGCUUCUGAGCCUGCUACGCCCGCUGCCGCUUCCGACGCCGGCGAGUUGAGCAAGGAGGAGCGCAAGGCACUCAAGAAGGCCAAGAAGGAAGAGGCCAACGGCGUUGAGACACCGAAGAAGGACAAGAAGGACAAAAAGAAGCGUUCGGCAGACGAGGCCGAGGUCAACGGCACACCCAAGUCCGAGCCAGGGUCCAGCAAGAAGAAGAAGUCCAAGAAGGACUAA
Molecule: messenger RNA, 1749 nt
Organism: Sporisorium graminicola
Lineage: Eukaryota; Fungi; Basidiomycota; Ustilaginomycetes; Ustilaginales; Ustilaginaceae
Exons: 2
Coding region: 1-1749 (582 amino acids)
Cellular component (GO): small-subunit processome; box C/D methylation guide snoRNP complex
Molecular function (GO): snoRNA binding
Source: RefSeq, a predicted model, not a curated record